Molecule: messenger RNA, 891 nt
Organism: Letharia lupina
Lineage: Eukaryota; Fungi; Ascomycota; Lecanoromycetes; Lecanorales; Parmeliaceae
Exons: 3
Coding region: 1-891 (296 amino acids)
Source: RefSeq, a predicted model, not a curated record
AUGGCGGAAGAUGUCCAUGCUAGCAAGACCGCAACUCUGUUGGCGGCAGAUAUCACACUCAUACUCUUGAGCGCAACAGCUCUCGCGCUCCGGUUGCUGUCGAGGAGGUUGCCAAGAGCUGGGCUUUGGUACGAUGAUUAUGCCAUUAUGGUUGCGAUGCCGCUGGCUUGGAUGUUGCCGAUUCUGAACCUUAUAGCGACCCACUUCGACUUUGGCAAGCACGAGGCAGUGGCUCGUCCUGACGCGGCGGAGAAGUGGUACUAUAUCCUUUACAUCUUCGAAAAUUUCUAUGCUCCGGCUAUCGCUAUGGUUAAAUUCUCGAUCCUCCUCUUCUAUGCGCGCAUCUUCACCGAGCAUACCGCCAAGAUGCCAACGCAGAUCUGGUUCCAGAGAGCGCUAUUGACCCUCUUGAUGAAGUUGACGCAAGUGGACAUCACGUGGAACUAUGCCGAUGCAGCUGUCUGGUCAGCCGUCGAACCCAACGUCGCCGUCAUCUCCGCUUGCCUUCCAAUGCUUCGACCAGUGCUCAAGCUCAUUGGUGUCACCUUUGGUAGCGUGGGCAGUCUUAGAAAGAGCCCCAGGCAUACAGCCGGCACGGCUGGCACCGUGGGUAGUGAUCACCCGCAUGGCAGAACAAACACGGUGCCGACUAGGAAAGAUGGCGGACCCUUUGCGCGGCUGGCCGAGCUCUCACCACCUUCUGAUCGGGAGCACAGAGAAGAGUGGGAGCUGUGGGAAGGCCGAAGGAGUGGGGGCGUUCAGAAAUUGAACUCAAUCGGGGGAUCAGAUGGGAAGGAUAUGCUGGGUCGAGCAGAGUUGGGUGCUGUUCCGCGUGGGGCGAUACACGUGAGGAAUGAGAUCUCUCAGCGGGAUGAUAAAAGUUCUUCAUAG